Molecule: messenger RNA, 2373 nt
Organism: Danaus chrysippus (African queen)
Lineage: Eukaryota; Metazoa; Arthropoda; Insecta; Lepidoptera; Nymphalidae
Source: the annotation of a GenBank genome assembly
AUGUCCGGUUUUACCGAAAAUGCGUUGAUUCGAAAGUUACAGGAUCUUAAUUCAAGUCAACAAAGUAUACAAACAUUAUCACUAUGGCUAAUACAUCACCGUAAACAUCAUGCCGCUAUAGUUAAAACAUGGUAUAAGGAGCUUCUGAAAGCUAAAGACAACAAACAAGUAACGUUUAUGUACCUAGCUAACGAUGUUAUACAAAACAGUAAAAAGAAAGGUCCGGAAUAUGGUAAAGAGUUUGGGGCCGUGUUAAUAGAUGCAUUGAAGCACAUGGCUAAGACUGGGAUAAACGCAAAAACGAAACACGCACUGCAUAGAAUAUUAAAUAUAUGGGAGGAAAGAGGUGUGUACGAACCGGAGAGGAUACAGGAAUUCAAAGUUGCUGUUGAUCCAAAUGACGCUGAAGUUACAAACACUAAAAGAAAGGUUGUCGAUAUAGAAACAAAAGACAAUAGUAAGAAACCAAGGGUUGAAGAAAAGAUUAGGCAAAAAGAACAUAAGGAAAGACGAAAAAGUGAUGCUAAACUUGAAUCGAAGGCUAGUUCUGAUGGACAUAAUGAUAAUCAUUCUAGCAGCCCUAAGCCACCACCCGGCGAUCCGCCAGAACCUGAAGAACUUAUCAAGGCCCUACUGGAACUUGAAUCCAGCGCUUCAAGUGAUGAAGCUGUUAGAGAACGUAUCGCCUCCCUUCCUCCGGAAGUUUCUGAAGUUCAAUUAUUAUCUAAGUUAGAAGAUAAAGAAUCGGCUCUAAGUCUUAGUGCUGUUGUGAAUUCAGCAGUAGAAUUACUGGCCGAGUACAAUUUAAGACUAUCCGAAGAAUUGGACAAACGAAAUAAAGUUGCAGAUAUGUUAAGGGACUUUGAACAAGCACAGAGGGAAUUAGCAAAGAAGGCUGAGGCUAAAUUAGAGGAGUACAACAUAAAACUUCAAAAGAUCUACGAAGUGAAAGCCGAGGUGAAGUCUCAUAUAGAGAAUUUGCCAGAUGUUUCGCGCCUGCCUGACGUCACAGGGGGUUUGGCGCCAUUACCAUCCGCUGGGGACCUCUUCAAUAGUAGAUCGAUGGACGAACAAUAUCAGUUACCGCCAAUUGGUGAUGUCAUCAUUGUAUUUUUUGCCUACCCUGCAUUCUAUCUGGAGCUUGCUUUAGGUGUGGUGACAAAGAAAGGUGUUCUUAAUUGCUGGGAUUUGGCUCCCGUGGCGAGAGGUCUGGGUCUAGCGAUGUUAGUAUUAUGUACGUUUACGGCUUUGUCUUUGAGUGCUGUGAGUUCAUGGUGUUUGGCGCUAGUGGUUCAUUCGUUUCAUUCGUUCUUACCUUGGCUCCACUGUGCAUCAACGGCUAACCCGCCGUGUGCAGCUCGACAUAGGCCGUUACCCGCUGGCAGUGAGACCCCACCUCAGUCUUUCUUCUUUAACUUCGUUCUGAAGUUGAAACGUGACGGACUGCAGGGAGGUCUAGGGAGUAUUGUAUCAGAAUUGUCUGUUUAUUACGUCAUAUCCUGGAUACUGGUGUACCUAAUUGCGUGCAAGAAAAUCUAUAGCUAUUCGAAACUAGUGCUCUUCAAGGAUUCCUUAGCGUUUUUCGUUUUGGUGUGGAGUGCGUUUGGUGUGAUCAGAUUAAAAGGAUCAUCGCGUAUGUUUUAUGAUUGCGAUUGGAAUGUUCUAUUUGAAAGUUUUCAGAUUUGGCGGGAGGCUUUGGAAUUUGCAUUUAUUCAAAUGUCAGUAUCCCAAGGAACCCUAAUUAUGUUGGGAUCCUAUUGUCCUAAACAGAAGCGUAUGCUUGGGAAUACAUCAGUAUUUGCUUUCGGCGUUUCUAAAAUCAGUUGUUCAGCAACGGCUCUUAUUCUUGGAGGUGCCCAUGGCGCUUUGAAUUGGGAUUAUGACAAUAACAGCACUCAUAUUGUGAAAGGUUCUUCCGCGUCAAUUAUAAUUUGGGCAGACUUUGUUGCCAGAGCACCUGGAACCCAGUUCUGGUCGACUUUGACAUUUUUUACACUGUUUGUUUUAUCUGUUUGCUCAACGGGUGGAAUGUACAUUUUGAAUUUCCUUUUGACUUGGCCUGUAUCAAAACCGCGAAUUCCUAUCGCAGCUGUCGUGGCCCUCGUAGUGACGUAUCAAUACGGACAGAGUACAUUCUGUGAGGAUGUAUUUUAUGCUGUGGGGGAAUACCCUUGUGUAUUUUUAAGAGUCUGUUGGGCUUUGACACCGAUUUUCCUCUUAAUAACUUUUGUAUCUGGGAUGGCUUCGUCGGAGCCGGAGUCGGUCGCGGGCUGGUCGUUGGUGAUGACGUCACUACUGCCACUCGCCGUAUUAACUUUCCUUUUCCUCGUUUAUAAAUUUAGAGUUCGGAACAUCGUCGCUACGGAGAAGUGA